Salvelinus sp. IW2-2015 is the source of this 826-nucleotide messenger RNA. RefSeq names its product doublecortin domain-containing protein 2-like. The annotation marks the transcript as partial. Lineage: Eukaryota; Metazoa; Chordata; Actinopteri; Salmoniformes; Salmonidae. The transcript has 6 exons. The record is from RefSeq and is a predicted model, not a curated record. Gene Ontology annotation, cellular component: microtubule; microtubule organizing center. Gene Ontology annotation, biological process: intracellular signal transduction.
AGGAGUUCCACCAUCUGUGCUGCCUGUCUGCUAGUUUGUAACCUGCUUAGAAUAUAGAACCAUGUCUGCAAUCCCAGGUAGAGCGACAUCUCGCUCUCACCCCUCACCUAUCAAAACCGUGGUGGUCUACAGGAACGGUGAUGCGUUUUUCCCCGGAAGGAGGUUUGUGAUCAAUCCGCGCCAAGUGUCAUCUUUCGAUAGCUUUCUGAACACCGUUACUGGAGGAGUAGAGGCACCAUUCGGAGCUGUGCGGAAUGUUUACACACCUAGGGAGGGACACCGGAUUCAGAGUUUGGAGACUUUGCAGCAUGGAGAGAUAUAUGUUGCUGGUGGGACAGAGCGCUUCAAAAAAAUUAAUUACUUUCACAUCACUUUGAAGAAGCCCCAAAGAAAGAAGAGUGAGGUGAUAAAACCAGUGGUCCAUAGCAGAAUAAUCGUGCCUGCACGGUGGAGGAAGUUUCUCCAUGAGUCAUGCACUAUCAAUGUUUUUACCAAUGGAGAUGUCUUGGUUCCUCCAGCUCGGAUACUUAUACCAAAGUAUACUCUAAGGAGCUGGGAGAGAGUACUGGCCAUGGUGACGGAGAAAGUGCACCUUCGCACUGGUGCUGUGCAUAGAUUGUACACGUUAGAUGGGACCCCAUUAUCCGGCUCAGUGGAGCUAGAGAACAGCCACUACUACGUAGCGACAGGAGUGGAGAGGUUCAGGCUCCUACCGUACUUCCACUGGGUACCCAGGAAAGGACUCAUCCAAGACAUCGGCCUAGGUGUCCACAGUGACUUUCUACCUCCAGUGAUGAGGAAGGGAAAGCAGCACACAAGAGAACUG